AUGAAGCACUCAAAAGAAGAAUCCCAAACAAAGCCGGAAAAGUAUCGCUUAGAUGGCCACGGAAGAGUUCGACUUUGCAUGUUCACUAGCCCCGCCAACCAAGCCCCCGUGCCAACAGAUCCAGUAGAAUACGAGAGAGUCCGGCAGAGAUUGAUGACGGAGCGAGACGCUAAAAACAAUAUUGCCGGAUUGGGGGAUAUCACCCUCAUGUCAGAAGGCUCUGAGUAUGAGCAAGAAACCUUGACUGAGGACUCAAUGAUCACGGAGAACUUGAACGUGGAUUCCGAAGAAAAGCCGGAAAAGUAUCGCCUAGAUGGUCUCGGACGUGUUCGACUUUGCAUGUUCACUAGCCCCGCCAACCAAGCUCCCGUUCCAACAUGUCCAGUCGAAUACGAAAGGAUCCUAUUAUAA
Molecule: messenger RNA, 411 nt
Organism: Caenorhabditis briggsae
Lineage: Eukaryota; Metazoa; Nematoda; Chromadorea; Rhabditida; Rhabditidae
Exons: 2
Coding region: 1-411 (136 amino acids)
Source: RefSeq, a predicted model, not a curated record